This is a messenger RNA of Microsporum canis CBS 113480, 321 nucleotides long. RefSeq lists its product as uncharacterized. The record is from RefSeq and is a predicted model, not a curated record. The transcript has a single exon. Bases 1 to 321 code for a protein of 106 amino acids. NCBI's taxonomy places the organism in Eukaryota, Fungi, Ascomycota, Eurotiomycetes, Onygenales, Arthrodermataceae.
AUGUCAGCUUCAACUAUUCAAGACUGUUGGCAUAGAGAGACCCAACUCUACGUACGGCUGGACAGAGGAGAUGGCCAUCCACAAGUGAAGGACAUCGUAUCAGAGACCAGACGAGGCUGUCGACAUGUCGCUAUCGAAUAUCCUGCAAAGAAACUGGUGUCCAACAUAUCUAAAUGUCUGUCUCACUAUGUUUAUACACAGCCAUGCGCAGAGCCGGCAGCAUCAAAGAGACACCAAGAGAUGUCAAGAUGGCAUCAAGACGGCAUCAAAGGAGAGGCCAGCUCCAUCAAACGACCUGAAGAAAUAGAUAUGGUAUCUUAG